AUGUGUUUUAAGUUAGUUUUGGUCAGUCGAAUUAACUACAGUUACUUGUAUGGACAAUUAUGCCGCCGCCCAUGUGGUAAUGUGGUUCCAGCAGUAGGUAGCAAAAUCUACGACAAGACUGAUCAGUAUAACUUGUAUUGUUCUAGCGUUGAAACGACGGACGAUGACAAGAAGAGAAAGAGAAAGAGAAUCUCAAAUUCCAAGUACAGACCCCAGGCCUCUUCUGAUGAAGAGGAGUCUAGUCUUCCAGAUGCACCAGCAGUGCUGUCGUUUGGACAACCUCUUUUGAGCUUUGAAAACAUUGUUCCUGGUAACAAGGUUUCAGUGCUGCCCGAUGCUCCAGAAGUUGCAUCGAUUCCAGAAAACCAGGAAAAUGUUGUGCCAUCUGUAGACUUCAGAGGUGAACCAGGUUUCUCCCCAGAAAUUCAGACUCCACUUCACAGAGCCAAGAGUUUGAGUACAAGACACUUGACUGGUUACUCGCCGCAGCAGUUUCUGGAUGAAAGGUGUCGAGCUCGUCAAGUACUAAGCUUUACACCCCCAGCAGCAAAUUUACCCUGGCAGCAUAUGGGUGAAAACGCUGGAGGAGAAAGUCAUCGCUCUGUAAUUGGCCCUUGGACUCCCCUGGCAUCUCGUGUACAGCAUGAAGUUUUCAGCUAUGAAGAUUUCCAGAGACUCCAGAAUGAAAAACAAGCCGUGAUGGAGGAGAACCAAGCUCUGAGGGAGGAGAACCAAGCUCUGAGGGAGGAGAACCAAGCUCUGAGGGAAAGCACUGCACGAGCAGCUUCGGAUGACAGCGGCUCACUUCAAGAGCAGGUGAAGCAAGUUGGGACAAUGUUGAAGACGUUUGCUCGCACUGGGCAAUCAGGUGCAGAUCAGACCUUAAUGCUGCGACGUCUUGGAGAGUUUGGCGAUGUUGUGCGUAGCAUGGACAACAAAAUGGACACUAUGCUGCAACAUUUCAGUGCCAAUGUGUCUGUUGGAGAGUUAUCCCUGCCAGGGGAUCUGUUACUCCCCCUAGACACCCAGGAAGAUUUGGCGUUGCUUGACAACAGUUUGAGGCAGGAUAAAGAGCUCCAGGAACGAUUUCUUCGGUUUUUGGCAAUCAAAUGUGGGAGGGACCUAAAGACAACCGUCUGGCGGAUGCUUCAAAGUAUCUUCUCUAAUCACCUUUCCAUCAAUACAACCUGGACUGGAGUUGGGGAUAAAGCAUGUUUUAGAGACAUGUUCCUGAAGACCAUUGUUCAAAGAGCCAUCCGGAAGAACCCGGCAACACAGGAUGCCACUGAUGAAGCCAUCCAGGUUAACGUUACGCGUUACCUGAAAGGAGCAUCUGACCGUGAAGGCGGAAAAAGGCGCCGCACAGCUGAGAGGGACCCACAGCCGACCCCUUAAACCUAGGCUGACUACUGACAUCCCAGCAUCACUGACAACUGGAACCCUUUCUUUAUCCUGCAGUCAGUAACAUCAAGACCCCUAAAGAAGCCAGAAGUGUCAGACUGCACUCCCCAAUCCACACUGUUCACUGUGGAUAUUAUCAUAGUGCUUAACUUAUUAUAUUGUUAAAUAUAGCUUGUAAAUCCUUGUGCCACAGGUCAGCAUUGCAGUUAUAUCUGUUCUACUACUUUUUUUACCUCAGUAUUUUUUAUAUAUAUUUGAAGAUGUUUAUCACAGAUACAAGAGACAUCUUGUACCCCAGGUCAGCAAUGCCAUUAUAAUGGUCUAUUCUACUCCAGAGCUUUAUUCUAAAUUAUUACCACUUAUCUUAUUGUUAGAAAUGGCUUGUAAAUGUGAUGUUAUACCUGAAUUUUUUUUGGUGUCCUGCACAUUCUUUGGUACCAGAUAUACUCAUUACUUAUGUUUACUGGUAAUUCUUUUCAUGCCAGAGCUGACCUCUUUAUAUUAUUAACAAUUAUUGUAAGUGUUAUAAUUUGCUUGUAAGCUAAGGCUGUUUUUUUUUUUUUUAACAAUUUAAUUGGAAACCUGCGUGUGUGUGUGUGUGUGUAUUUAUUUUUUUUUUUCUCUCUUUUUUUCUGUUAUUUAUAUUUCAGGGAUCUGACAUCAUGUUUCAAUGACAGUUACUGUACUUUGAAAUGUGGAAUUAAAACGUCAAAUGGAAA
This is a messenger RNA of Carassius gibelio (silver crucian carp), 2120 nucleotides long. RefSeq lists its product as uncharacterized. The record is from RefSeq and is a predicted model, not a curated record. Bases 1 to 1395 code for a protein of 464 amino acids. The transcript is spliced from 10 exons. Lineage: Eukaryota; Metazoa; Chordata; Actinopteri; Cypriniformes; Cyprinidae.